Messenger RNA from Meyerozyma guilliermondii ATCC 6260, 1092 nucleotides. RefSeq names its product zinc-binding alcohol dehydrogenase family protein. The coding region runs from base 1 to 1092 and encodes 363 amino acids. NCBI's taxonomy places the organism in Eukaryota, Fungi, Ascomycota, Pichiomycetes, Serinales, Debaryomycetaceae. Gene Ontology annotation, molecular function: oxidoreductase activity, acting on NAD(P)H. The record is from RefSeq and is a predicted model, not a curated record. The transcript has a single exon.
AUGAAAGCAGCAGUACUUACUGGAAACCCAGAAAACAACUGGACGGAAAUCAAGGACCUUCCCAAACCAACUAUUAGAGACGAUCAAAUCUUAAUCAAGCCAAUUGCUUAUGCUGCAAAUCCAACCGACUGGAAACACAAUUCGCCCGAAUUUGCUGGUAAUGUUUCUGGUUCUGAUGCCAGUGGAUAUGUUGAAGAAGUAGGUUCCAAAGUCUCUGGAAUCCAAGUGGGUGACAUUGUUUCUGUCACUAUGCACGGAGGUUUCAACAAGGACAAUUCGGCGUUUGCAGAGUAUGUUGCUGCCGUUCCUGGAUUCACCAUCAAAUACGACAAAAAUAUUGUGAAGGAUGCAGAAUUGAAGGUGGGCGAUUACGAAGGUAGCAAAAUCACCAAUUUCGAACAGGCUGCUUCCGUCACUUUGGGUUUGUCAACGGUGGUUUUGUCGUUUGCUGGUUUGAUGAACAUUAACAAAGAUGUUCUGGCCAACAAAGGUAAGUCUAUUCUUAUUUGGGGAGGUGCCACUGCCACGGGUGUUUUGGCAAUUCAAAUUGCCAAGUUGGCAUUUGGUCUCAAGGUCAUUACCACUGCUUCAAAGAAGAACCAUGAGUACUUGAAGAGCCUUGGAGCAGAUGCUGUUUUUGACUACAACGAUUCGAAUGUGGUCGAAGCUAUCAAGAGUGAGGCUGGCGACUCCAUUGCUUAUGCUUUGGACACCGUUGCCAACACUGACACUUUCCAAAAAACUUAUGAUGCAACCGCCAAUUCAAAGCAUGUUGAACUCGACAACUUGCUUAUGCUCGACAAGAGCCAAAUCAAGACAGAUUCUUCCAGAUCGGUAUCUUACCACAAGACACUCAUGUACGGAGCCACAGGUGAUGCCUUUAGCAUUUGGGGUAUGGACUUCCCUACCAACCAUGUUUCUACCAAGAGAUAUCUUGACUACUGGUUGAACGAACUUCCUAAAUACAUUCCUCAGAUCAAGUCUGCAAACUUGAAGGUCAUCAAGCCUGGAUUGGAAAGCGUUAACGAAGCUUUGCAGUUGUUGCACGAUAACAAGGUAAGCGGCCAGAAGAUUGUCUUCAGAGCCAACUAA